Molecule: messenger RNA, 1256 nt
Organism: Crotalus tigris (Tiger rattlesnake)
Lineage: Eukaryota; Metazoa; Chordata; Lepidosauria; Squamata; Viperidae
Gene: DCPS
Product: decapping enzyme, scavenger
Exons: 6
Coding region: 98-1078 (326 amino acids)
Biological process (GO): deadenylation-dependent decapping of nuclear-transcribed mRNA
Cellular component (GO): nucleus; P-body
Molecular function (GO): hydrolase activity; RNA 7-methylguanosine cap binding
Source: RefSeq, a predicted model, not a curated record
AGUGUCCUCCGGCCGGUAGAGGGAGCCGCCGAAGCUUUAUUGGCGCGCGCUUGGAGCUAAUCCAGAUGCGCCUGCGCGUUAGUUUUACGCUUCAGAGAUGGCCGAGUCUCCCGCUCUUAAGAGAAAACGUGAGGAGAAAGAGGGAGAGAACGGAUCCGCCGCGCCUCCGAAUGAAGGGCCGGCCCCCGGCAACUUCCCUUUGGCCGAGCUCUCUGUGCUGAAAGUGCUGAGGGAAUCUGCGCGGGAGAAGGCGAUCUUCCUCCACGGGCGGGUGAAUAGCGCUUCUGGGAAUGAGGCAGAUGCUGUUGUGAUCCUGGAGAAGAUUCCCUUCCAGGAAGAGAACAUCACCAAACUCCUAAAGAAGCACACAUCACUUCAGCUCCAGAUGACCAACGAUAUCUAUAGCACUUACCGCCUUUUCCUUCCUCCAGAAUUAAAUGAGAUAAAAACUACUGUGGUGUACCCAGCAACUGAAAAACAUCUUCAGAAAUACUUGUCUCGGUCAGUGUAUCUCAUCCAGGAGACGGGGGAGGAUUAUAAGAACAUCACUCUGCCUUUUAUCGAAUCACAGAGUAUCAGCAUUCAGUGGGUGUACAACAUCCUGGAGAAGAAGGCUGAAGCUGAUCGAAUUGUCUAUGAAAAUCCAGAUCCCAUCAACGGCUUUGUUCUCGUUCCAGAUUUUAAAUGGGAUCAAAAACAGCUUGAGGAUUUAUACUUGAUUGCCAUCUGUCACCGCAGGGGAAUCAAAUCAGUGAGGGAUCUGACGGCUGAGCAUCUCCCUUUGCUGAGAAACAUCUUGCAAGAAGGAGGGGAGGCCAUAGAAAAGCGCUUUGGCCUUGCAAAGACCCAAGUGAGGGUUUACUUGCAUUACCAGCCAUCCUAUUUCCACCUUCAUGUGCAUUUCACUGCCCUGAGCUACGAUGCACCGGGGUGCUCUGUUGAGCGGGCCCUCCUGCUGUCCGAUGUGAUGUAUCAUCUGGAGCUGGACUCCCAGUAUUAUCAAAAGUGUCCCUUGACCUUUGCUGUCAGAGCAGAUGAACCUCUACUGAAGAAAUUCCAGGAAGCUGGUAAAGCCUGAACAUCUGAGGAUGUUGAAGAAAGAGCGGAUGAAAAAAAAACACACCUAAACAAGAAAUGAUGAUACCUUUAUAUGGUCUGUAAGAUAUUUGGGUUGUUUUUUUUUAAAGACUUAAUUUGUAUUUUUUUUUCUAUUGGAUUUUUUUUUAAAAAAAAUCAAUAAAUAGCUGUGUCCAUGA